GAAAAAGAGCCCAGACCAGAAACAGUGAACUGGAGAGUGGCAGGGAGGAAAGAAAGACAAGGGAACAGCCUCACUAGAGUUGGAAGUCUGAGUGGGGCCCAGCCCUGUUGAAUUGGAGUCCCAUGAGGCCGGCUGCCCUGGUGCAAUCCAGUUUGAGGAACUGUCCUGGGGCCAGAAGACAAGGUAUUUUCACAGAACUUACCCCACUCCCUUUAGGAUGAUAUCAUCUUGGGGUAGACCUCAGAACUGAAGCCUCACGAUGACAGAACAGGAGACACUGGCCCUGCUGGAAAUGAAGGCACCUGAGGCUCCAGAGAAGAGCUUACCACGAGCUUUAGCCCCCACUGACCGGCAGCUGGAGGGAGAAGAUGGGACUGAGUCCCCUGGAGCUGAGUCUCUCAGACUGGGGUCUUCAGUUGGUUCCCCUACAGUCAGAGAGGGGCCCGAGGAUGGUCCAGACAGCACUAUCAGUGAAGCCGCGACUUUGCCUUGGGGAACUGACCCCCAGUACAUCGUCCCGCUUCCAGAUCCCCCAGGCUGGCGAGAUAUUGAACCAGAGCCCUUAGAGUUGGAACCACUCCCUAAGUCGGAGGAACCGCUCCCUAAGUCGGAGGAACCGCUCAAAGAUGAUGCCAGUUUGCUCCCUGAGAAGUCAGUUAGGGCCUUCGUGCCUAUUGAUUUACAGUGCAUUGAGCGGAGGCCGCAGGAGGAGUGCAUUGUGCAUCGUAAGGCCGGACAGGCUGAGCGUAGGAAUUUCCUGCCAACCCGACUCAGCCACCAUGAGCUUCCAGAGCGCAAGUGGGCUGAGGCAGUUGUGAGACCCCCUGGCCGGUCUUGUGGGGGCUGCGGGAGCUGUGGAGGCCGCGAGGCGCUGAGGGCUGUAGGCUCGGUGGCUGCUGCUCUCAUUUUCUUCCCCUGCCUGCUGUAUGGAGCUUACGCCUUCCUGCCCUUCGAUGCUCCGAGGCUGCCCACCAUGAGUUCCCGCUUGAUCUACACCCUACGCUGUGGGGUCUUUGCCACCUUCCCUAUCGUACUAGGGCUCGUAGUGUACGGCCUGAGCCUGCUGUGCUUCUCCGCCCUCCGGCCCUUUGGAGAGCCGCGGCGGGAAGUAGAGAUCCACCGGCAGUACGUGGCCCAGUCCGUGCAACUCUUCAUCCUCUACUUCUUUAACCUGGCCGUCCUUUCCACCUAUCUGCCCCAGGACACCCUCAAACUGCUGCCUCUGCUCACUGGUCUGUUUGCUGUGUCUCGGCUGAUUUACUGGCUGACCUUUGCUGUCGGCCGCUCCUUCCGAGGCUUUGGCUACGGGCUGACUUUCCUGCCGCUGUUGGCCAUGCUGAUGUGGAACCUCUACUACAUGUUCUUGGUGGAGCCGGAGCGCAUGCUCACUGCCUCGGAGAGCCGCUUGGACUAUCCGGACCACGUUCGAUCCCUCUCUGACUACAGGUCACGCUCAUGGGGCUGAGCUGCCCUAGGGCUGUGUAGGGGUCUUUCAGCACCUCCAUGAAACAGUUGCAGGCCUGGCCUUUGCCCGGAUCAUAGACCUUAGAUGGGAGGUACCUUGCUACUUAGGGGCCCCAUCCAAAGGA
Messenger RNA from Microtus oregoni (creeping vole), 1589 nucleotides. It is a transcript of the gene Tmem79, whose product is annotated as transmembrane protein 79. The coding region runs from base 260 to 1465 and encodes 401 amino acids. The record is from RefSeq and is a predicted model, not a curated record. Gene Ontology annotation, biological process: regulated exocytosis. The transcript has 4 exons. Gene Ontology annotation, cellular component: lysosomal membrane; trans-Golgi network membrane. NCBI's taxonomy places the organism in Eukaryota, Metazoa, Chordata, Mammalia, Rodentia, Cricetidae.